Molecule: messenger RNA, 297 nt
Organism: Saccharomycodes ludwigii
Lineage: Eukaryota; Fungi; Ascomycota; Saccharomycetes; Saccharomycodales; Saccharomycodaceae
Gene: ATP17
Product: F1F0 ATP synthase subunit f
Exons: 1
Coding region: 1-297 (98 amino acids)
Biological process (GO): proton motive force-driven ATP synthesis
Source: RefSeq, a predicted model, not a curated record
AUGAUUGCUAAACGUGCCUUAUCCACUUUAAUUCCUCCAAAAAUUGUAUCUGUCAAGAAUUUAGGGGCUGCUCCAAAUUCCAAGAGAAUUAGCAACGUUGUUUCAUUUUAUAAGACUUUGCCACAAGGAUCUGCUCCAGUUGUUAAACCAUCUGGUGUUAUUGGUAGAUACAAAGCUAAGUUCUUUGAUGGUGACAAUGCCAGUGGUAAGCCAUUGUUACAUUUGGCUGGCUUUAUUUUAGUUAUGGGUUACACUAUUGAAUAUUUGACUCAUUUGAGACAUCAUAAAGAGCAUUAA